Molecule: messenger RNA, 5977 nt
Organism: Microstroma glucosiphilum
Lineage: Eukaryota; Fungi; Basidiomycota; Exobasidiomycetes; Microstromatales; Microstromataceae
Exons: 1
Coding region: 162-5756 (1864 amino acids)
Source: RefSeq, a predicted model, not a curated record
UUCCAGACCUGUCUUGUAGCACUACGUCACAUACACGCAAUCCAUUGGAUACACACACACCUGGUGAGAGACUGAAGGCAGCGUCGCUUAUAACGAGAGAUUUCCUUUCUGGCAGAUCUGACCAUUUGUCUCAACGGUAAGCGUGGCCUGAGCGAUGCUCGAUGAGCGUGUGGUGGGCUCUGAACGUGCGGACGCGGGCAGAAUAUCGACGCGUAAGAGGUGCCGUGCCGCAAGGGCGGCAGCAAACAACAAGCAAUCAACGCCAGGGCGACAGGGGCACGGAAAAGCUAGACUGGCUGAGCAUACAUCUACUUCUCACAUCAACCGCUAUCUCACCCAUCCUCACCUCUCAAUGUCUUGACCCCUACUGCUCUCCCUCGACGCACGACUACGCCAUGGCUCGCAUCCUGGGCUCCGACCUUUCCACCACGCGCUCACAGUCCAGCAAGGGGGAGUCUGUAUCCACCACUACGCCUCUCUCCCACGCUCGAGAGGUUGCCCUGAGACAUUCCGCCAAUGCAGUCUCUUCUGAGUUCUUAAUACUGCCGCAGGCACUGGCGCCCACUGCACGGCAUCCGAGACCCAGGAGUCACGCCAACGGCCCUCCUGCACUACGAACCGCGGCUCUUCAGGCGGUGAGCAACAAGAGCGCUUUCACACAGAAGGCUGCCGAGACUCCAGCAAGCCCGCCUGUGCGCAUCGACCCGGCUGUGGUUUCCCCAUUGGACAGCAUCGCCUCUGACCGGCCUCAACAGGCCCCUCUCGAAGAUUCCAGUGCCGACGAGCAUCACCCAGAUCAUCCCGACGACUCUUGCGCUGAAGUCAGCUUGACUCUACGAGUUCUCCCAGGAACUCCCUCGGAAUCUGGAGACUCUCCCUUCGUAGCGCUCAUCAACCCGUGGGAGUCAUCCGAUGAGUCGGCGACCGAGAGUGAGGACGAGAUCGCGCAAGAAGAGAGAGCUGUCUUGGCUGCUCUCGAGUCGAUGGGCACUCCAUCGUCAGUAUCGGCAGCAGAGACGACGCACAUGUCAAUCCCUUCUACCAAUACAAAGCAUGGCUCAAGUACAUCGUCUUCACUGGCCUCAUCGGCACGGACCCGGUCGUCUGCGUCGAGUGGUCACCCAGUGGCGCGAGGCGGGGGCCAUCACUUCGAAGCCAGGACUGGUACAGAUGAGACUAUGGCGACCAGUCUCUUCCCAUCGCUAGCAGUUGGAGAGGCAAGCCAGCAAGCAAAAUCUCCUGUAGAGUCUGUCCGCCCGCUGCCUUCUUCUCCUACGAAAGCCAAGCAGCUCAUAGCCAUGUUUGAGCAAAGCGCCGCUGAGCCAGGCUCUAGAAGUGAGGGACCGUUGACUUUCAGACGUAACGAGACCAAUGCAGCUCACUCCGCUUCAGCAGUGAAAGGGCCUCGCCUUCUUCGACCUUCUGACCAAUGUGGCACAUCGCCAGUGCCCAGUCAGGGAAGCGUCAGUCCUGCUGGCAAGGCGAGUCCCUCAGCAAGAGCUUUGACGAAUCCCCGAGGGCCGCAAGGUCAAUCGAGAGAGCCACACAAUGAGGCAGCUACCUCGAAGAGUCGUCCAUCGUCUGGCUACGAGCGAGGCAGCAGCCCAACGUCUUCGCGUCCUCGCGCUCUGGCCCACUCUCGAACCAAAAGCAGUCCCGGUCCCGGAGGAGAAGGUGGGCAACGAUUGGCCCGAACUCCAAGUAGCCAGGUCAGUCUGUCCCUCCCAAUCGCAGAUCUCCUCCCCGAGCCGCCCAGACCCGGUUCGCCGGUCAGAGAGCUCAGUAGCUCGCCGGUACGUCGAGUCAGCCGUCCACAGUCGCUCUCCUAUCGAUCUACCGGGGGUACGGCUGAGCUUGAUGUCGGCGCUGCUGCAAAGGCUCGACAAGAAGGACGGAUCUGGUACUACGAUGUUCAUCGCCCAGAGUCUGAAUGGGUGAGGGCACAAGCGCUACUCUUCCCCUCUUCUCUCGCACUCAGCUGGAUUCCUCGCGGAGGUGGGCGCCAAAAUAUAGUCUUGGACCUCAGCAAGUGUCGAGAGGUGCACUCUUUACCGAGUGUUGAUCAUUCGGGUACCACAGAGGGUGACACAUUACAGACCGCUCGAGGGCAAGGCUUGGCUAGUAUGAAGCCUUUUCAAUUCGUCUUUGAGGACGGAGUAGAGCGGAUGGCAGUCGACAGCAUCCGUGAAAGGGCUCAGUGGGUAGCCGCGUCUCGAGAUGUCCUGUCAGAGGCUCGUACUGGCCAUUCACCCUCAACGCCUAUAGCCACGCCACUGAUGCAACAGUCUCCCAGAAUCGCAACUCGAUCGCGCUCGCGCUCACCAUCAGCCAGUAAGCAGACGUCUCCAAGGUCGCCUCGUUCGCAAGGCCAGCAGACACACUCCUCGGAUCCCCAGCUGCAGCGCAUAGGUGCGGCUUGGGCGGCGCCUUCUGUGCAAGGUCGCGAAAGUCAGGGCCGGGUGCCAUCUACGAAUCCGAGCUUGUCUCCCUAUCCUGGCACCGUCAGUGGAGAGUUUGGUCAAAUUCAGAGCGUCUCCAAGACAUUUGCGACUCAAGUCAAGGCGGGUGUACAGGCUCAAUCGCUACGGCCGGUUAUGGGUAGUCUGCUAUACGUUGCAGAGCCGUCCAGAGAUCGAUCUCUGCCCCUGACGCCUGUCAGCCAAGGUCGGCCUCUUCCGCCCGCUCGAAAGAGAGAGAGGGGAGGUGCAGAUGCUCUUGUGGCCCCUCGAUAUCCCUCGGCAUCCCCUCGCCCAAGUGACAACAUCUCGAUACGGUUUCCUUCUGGAAGCGCUUUGACACUCGGUGGCGGUGAUGAGCUGUGCCCAGAUGAUUCUGCUAGUCAACGGCCACCACGAAGCGAAGUUGACGAGCGAGUCGAGCUGCCUGAGCGCUUGACAAGCUUACAUCGAUCACCCCCGGCAGGGGUUCUGCCGCUCCAGAUACGAGUCGGACAGAUUGUGCCGCCAGAGGUUCUGAAGGUUACCUCGGCCGUCAAGACACCAGCUCAGGUCUUUAGAGAUUCUGUCAUGGAGGACACACUGAGAAAGACUGUCGUGCAAGAUGCGCCAAGCCCACCAGUACAGCCCCAGAUCCCAUCUGCUGCUCCUAGUCCGGUCGUCUCGCAGAGUGCCAAGCGCAUGUCGACGGUCGUGGAAGAGACUACGACCCAGGCCGAGCGCGCAGCAGCAUCCUCAUCGAGAAGAGUCAUCAGUCCGGCCGCUAGUCGAGAGAUUGCCGCUCCUGUCACAAACAAAGAGGAGGUGAGCCAGGUCCUCCGCUAUCUGGAUGAGGAGAGGCGCUCGCAAGCUUCACGAGACCGAGCCAUCGAAGAGUCCCUCUCCCAGCUGCGCGACAAGAUUGAAGCUGUUCAGAAGGGUUCAUCAGCGGGGGGCCACAGCGACGGAGGACUAGCCAAGCGGCUCAGCGAUAGUGCUCCCGUCUUGCCAAGUCGAUCAGAUCUCAGCGACGCUUCCUUUCUCAAGCUACAAGAAAAGCUGGACCGCGUCAUGGAGCUUGUGCAAGAGGUGUCUGAGCGCUCUGAAAAGGGCUCGGCCACACGAGAUCAAGAGGCAGAAUCUGCUGCCGAGCUCAAGCAUAUUGCGUCCGUUGUUGACGAGCUACUGGACAGAGCGCGGACGCAGAGCAUCGCUGGUGUUGACGAAGCUGCACGCUCCAUCCGCGCACCGUCACAGAUUAUCGAUGAGGCCUUCAGCUCGAAGAGACCCGCAAGCGCUGCCUCGGUCGCUCUGAGUGACUAUGCAACCGCUUACCCCGAUACAGCCGCUCGAGUCUCGAGACCUGCCUCGCAGGCGAGUAGAGCCUCGGCGCUUACUCUCCCGCCCAAGGAUUGGUCGUCUGCAAAUGGUGUUCCUGCCACACCCGUCAACACUUUGAGAGAGACCCAGACGGGAUCCCUCCAUUCGCAAAAGUCUCUGAGCAUCGCCAACCCUGACGGACUGGAGACUCUUUCGGUUUGGCAGGAGCGUGACAUUGUCGCGCCCGGAGAUGACGCUGCGCCUUCGACACUUGAUAUGCAAGCUGCGGUGGAGGAGCGGAGAAGAGUGAGACAGGCGCUUGAGAAGGAUGGGGAGCGUUCAGGUUCCAUCCUGGCACGUGCUGCAACUGUGGAGGACGCACCAGAGGUCACCAGCAACAGAGGAGAUCCUGAGGUGGAUCAACCGCCCGUCCCUGCGAAGGACGUGUCAAGAGCACCCUCCGUGGCAGGUGAAGCAGCAAAGGAAGAUGUCGUCGAGAUCGAUCUACAGGCGAAGGUCUAUCCAGAGCUCAUUGCUCUACAAGCUGCCCUCAAGGAGAUGGAGGAAGCUCGACAGGGCCAACAGCGGCAGCAGAACGAUAUAGCUCGCUACUUGAACCAGCUCAACGAGUGGCUGGAAAAAGACGUGGUGGAGCGGCAAAAGGAGCUGAAGACUUUGUCGGAUGCAGUAUCGAAGCUAUCCGUCGACGUCAAUGCAGCUCGCGAUGCAGUCGUAGAUUCCGCAACGCGGCAACAACAUAGCGGCCAAGCUGCUCCCAAUGCAGCACAGGACGGCCAGUGGCCAUUCCGUGUUCCUCCUCAGACUGUGGCAGCAGACGAAGCACCUGCAGCAUCUUGGCCCUUCAAGGCUCCUCCAGGCGCCGUUGCUCCUGUAGACGAAGACGUCGAUAGAGAGGGCCUGACAGGCGUAGAGGCCGAUGCAGCAAGAGUACACGCCUUGCACGCCGCUCACGACGAGGUGGUGAGUCAUGUAGGAUCUGUCAACCCGGCCGACGCCGUUGCAGCCGAGGAAGCAGAACCACCUCUGUCCGAGCAAGCUGUAUCAGAAUUGGGCGACGCCGCUGCCAAGAAGAAUCCUGGAAAGAUCAGAAAGAUUGUGAGAGAAGCGGCCAAGACUGGGGCUGGCAUGGCGGCUUUGGCUGCCUUGAUGAAGAUCUUCCACCAUGAGAAGAAGGUAGAACAUGAAGCCGGCGAUCAGCAAGAGGGCGAGGUAGGAGCGGUUCAAACCAACAAUGAGGGUCAGCAAGAGGGAGAGGCGGCAGGCUUAGUCGAAAAUGUGAUCGAGAAGAUGGCCGGACCCAAGGCUGCAAAAGUCUUCGAGUCACUUGCGCACGGAAAGGAGAUCAUACAUGCCUUGAAAGAAGGAAAGUACGACGAGGUGUUACACCUCCUCAGCAAGCUCAGAAAGGACAAGCCCGAGGCCGCUACAGGUCCGAGCGGGGCAGCUGAGAAUGUGGGCGGCGCGGCUACCGCUGGCGACGCGGCACAUGUCGGGUUUGCCGAGGCUGCGAUGGCAGCUGCUGCUGGUGCUGCUGCCGUUGCAGCUGUACCUGUGGCUCUCUCGCACGCCAACGAAGCUCUCGAUGCCAUCAAAGAAGGCAAGCUUACAGAAGCUCUACAAGCUCUGAAGGAAGGGCACUUUACAGAGGCGCUCCAUGAUCUCGGACGCCACGAAGACGCAGACGCACCUAGCAGCGGCACCCACAAGUUUGCAGAUGCGCUCAAGCAUGGCGCGAUGGGUGCAGUAGGGGGGGCCGUCUUGGCCACUGCAAUCGAAGAGCUGCUCAAGCACCACAAGGCCAAAGAGGAGCAGGAGAAGCUGAAGCAGGCCGAGGCGGAGAGGAGAGAGGCAGAGAAGGAGGCGGCAAGGCUAGCGGCAGAGAGGGCCCGAGAAGAGCAGAUGACGGCACUUCAGCAACAGCAUUCCGCUGCGAUCAUCAAUGCUCUGGCUGAAAUGGUGAGUGGAGCGUGCAAGCUUUGAGUGUAAUCGCAGCUGCUAAUGCACGACGCCGGCUGCCUCUGCCUCAUACUCCCGCCUUGCAGCUCGCGGCUGAGAAAGUACGCCAAGAACAAGUGGAAGCGCAAAAGGCGCAGAUCCUCGACCCCAAGACGGCUAUUGAAGCACUCGUUGCCGCACUGAAUGAAGUGCGGCUGGAAGAGGCCGCAAAGAGGACUGCUAGCGAUCAAGCAGUGGCUGCUCUU